This is a messenger RNA of Metarhizium album ARSEF 1941, 744 nucleotides long. Its product is annotated as meiotically up-regulated protein 182. Gene Ontology annotation, cellular component: mitochondrion. The record is from RefSeq and is a predicted model, not a curated record. Bases 1 to 744 code for a protein of 247 amino acids. Gene Ontology annotation, molecular function: NAD(P)HX epimerase activity. Lineage: Eukaryota; Fungi; Ascomycota; Sordariomycetes; Hypocreales; Clavicipitaceae. The transcript is spliced from 6 exons.
AUGGCUCUCAAGACUCUCGGAGCUAAAGCGGCUGCAGCCCUGGACCAGGAGUUAAUGAGCACCUGUGCCUUUUCUAUUGACCAGCUGAUGGAGCUUGCUGGCUUGUCCGUUUCCCAGGCUGGUCGCCGAGUUCUCGUCGCCUGUGGUCCUGGAAACAAUGGUAUGCCGCCCCAGCUCUUGUUACCGUCGAUUAUUUGGGAUUCUGACAACCGUCAAGGAGGAGAUGGGCUCGUGGCAGCUCGACAUCUUUUCUACUAUGGAUACCAACCUACCGUCUUCUAUCCGAAACGGAGCAAGAACGAGCUGUAUCAGCGCCUAGCUAAACAGCUUGAAGACCUCGACGUCCCUUUCGUCGAAGACUUCCAAUCAGCAGUGGGUUUGACGGAUCAUAUUGUGGAUGCGAUUUUUGGAUUCAGCUUCUCUGGUGACGUUCGCGAGCCGUUUCCAAAGGUCAUUCAAACGCUAGAAGAAACAAAAGUUCCAGUGACUUCAGUUGACACUCCAUCAUCAUGGGACGUCGAAUGUGGUCCUCCAAAGUCUGGAUUAGGUAGUGCUUUCAUGCCUGCCACACUCGUCAGUCUGACGGCCCCGAAACCCUUGGUCAAAUUCUUCAAGGGACGCCACUUCGUUGGUGGCCGAAGCUUCGUUUCGCCGUCCAUUGCCAAGAAGUACGGUUUCGAGGUGCCAGAAUAUUUUGGUGUGGAUCAGAUUGUCGAGGUGCCCACAACCAGUGAGAAGCUUUGA